AUGGCACUGAGAAACACACUCCUUCGCCACCUGAGGGUUCCGGUGACGGGAUUCAACCAAUCUCAAAUCGGGUUCCUUGGUUCGAUCUGUGCUUUCUCUUCGCACGAUGAUCAUCUCAGCAAGCAAGAUGUUGUCGAUAGAGUUCUCGAUGUUAUCAAGAGCUUCCCUAAAGUCGAUCCCGCUAAGGUGACACCUGAAGUUCAUUUCCAAAAGGAUUUGGGGUUAGAUAGUUUGGACACGGUGGAGAUAGUGAUGGCUAUUGAAGAGGAGUUCAAGCUUGAGAUUCCAGACAAAGAAGCUGAUAAGAUCGACUCUUGCCCUCUUGCCAUUGAAUACGUUUUUAAUCAUCCUAUGUCUAGCUAA
Molecule: messenger RNA, 363 nt
Organism: Eruca vesicaria subsp. sativa (arugula)
Lineage: Eukaryota; Viridiplantae; Streptophyta; Magnoliopsida; Brassicales; Brassicaceae
Source: the annotation of a GenBank genome assembly